AUGAAUGAACUAUCUAAUGAAUCAAGUUCAACUGUGGAAUCAUCAUCACCACCAUCAACACCAGUACCACCAACAGUAAAUCCAUUAUCACCAGAUGAACUUCGUCGGCGUCGUUUGGAAAAAUUUUCCGGUGGAACAACAGCGAAAUCUCAAUCUUCGACAACUACAGCAGAUGUUAAUGACAAACAAGUAUCAACACAAUUAUCAAAUGAGCUUGCUACUUGUCAAAUUGAUUCUCAACAAACAAGUUUAACUGAUGACAAGAAUAUGGAUAUUGGAGAAAUAUCUCCUACACAUCUAUUACCAGCUAGUGGAGAACAAAAGCUGUUACAAAGUCAACAUUCAACAGGUGAUAAACGUUCAUAUGAUAUUAAUUCGAAUAGUACAUCUAAAGAAAUAACACCAGAAAAUCAAGUUGAUAAUGAUGGCAAUAGAAAUAGUACAAUUAAAAAACGCAAAUCAGAAAAUCAAUUAAAUACAGAAGAAGAACCUGUUUUUCGACGUAUUCUUCGUCAAGUAUUCAAUAUAAAUGAUCAAAAUCAAUCAUUUAUAACUGAUCUAAUUGAAUUAUCAGUUAAACGUCGAUCAAAAUUAAUUCUAUCUGAUAUAUUCCUCCGAUGUUUAACAUCGGCACAAUCUAAUACAAUUCGAUCAUUAAUUGGUCAUGAUUCAAAAUAUUCCGAUCAAUAUGAUAUUUAUCUUUGGUAUUUUUUAAGUAUUUAUACACGUUGUGAUUAUAAAAGUUCAUCUGAAGAAGAACGUGAUCUUAUUGAACAUUGUCGAUUAUUAUCUGUUAGAUAUUCUCUUAUGUAUAUAACAAAUAAUGGAAUAUUUCUUGAUAUUUGGAAUAAAACACUUAAAUUACUUGAUAUUUUAUUAAUUGAUUCAUGUCCUGAAUCUUUACAUACAUCUUUUUUGCAUGAAAUUGUCAGAAUAUCAUAUAAUCAAGAACCAAAAAUGAAGACUUGUGAAAUACUUGUGCGUACAAUUCUUUAUCGUCUUCGUGAAACAUGUUCUCAAGCAAAUAUAUAUAUAAAUCUUUUAACAUUACUUUUAAAUUUAUGUGAAUGUCGAAAUGGAAAUGAUCGACCUGUUUGUACAUAUCUUGUGAGAUUAAAUGAUUGGUUACCACAAGUAGCAUUACUUAAUGGAAAAAGUUUACAACGCAUGACACUCUUAUCACCUGUUUUUUAUAUAUCAUGUUUUGCUGAAGAUGAUAUUGAUUUACUUGUUAGUCAACUUGAAAAACUCAAUGAUCAAGAACAAGAUGAUGAUAAUAAUCAAGAUUUUUCUGAAUAUAAAGAAAAACAAGUUCGUUCAACAAUACAAAGUCAAUUGUAUACAGCUCGUAAAUUAAUGCAUAAAAUAGUACUUGCAUUUUUUUCAAAUAUAUCAUCACGUAAUGCAAUGUUAGAAUAUUUACAAAAAUUUAUUCAUCUUAAUAUCAAACGUACUCAUCUUACUGUUGAUGAAAGUCAAAUUACUGGUGAUGGUUUUAUGUUAAAUCUCACAUUUGUUCUACAACAACUUGCUUUACCAAUUGAUGUAGAACGAGUUGAUUUAAAUUAUCCAUAUUAUGCUGAUGAUCGUUUAUCUAUACCUAAAGAUCAAUCACGACUUUAUUCAACAAAAGAUGAAUUUAAAACAUAUCAAGAAAAUACUGAAAAACCACAUGAUAUAAGAUUUCCAACUGAAUGUGUCUAUCUUGCAUUACAUAUCAGUCAUUUAGGCCUUGUAUCAAUUGCAAAAAAACCACAACGAAGAAAUAAUAUUAUACGAGAAUUGAAUAGUGCAAUUAAAAAUCUUGAGCAAACACAAGGAACAUGGCGACAAGCUCCAACUGCUGCUCGACAUGAGGCUCAGCUCGAAAGACUUAAAAGUGAAUUAAAGGUAAAAAAAACGAAAUAA
Messenger RNA from Adineta steineri, 1908 nucleotides. The record is from the annotation of a GenBank genome assembly. Lineage: Eukaryota; Metazoa; Rotifera; Eurotatoria; Adinetida; Adinetidae.